CAAAACAAAAAAAAAAACUCACCAGCUCCGUCAAAAACUUUGGAAUCACACUGAACUGAAUUCAACUGACCGGAAAACGCAGCCGGAGUUUUCCAUCUCCCGCCGGAAACAGUCCUUAAGUCGUCUGUCCAGGAUAUUCACCGGAAUAGAGUUGACAACGUACGUAGAAUGAGCUGAUUUGCUAUUUUGAUAGAACUUUACCAGCCAAGAAUGAGCUUGCUUUCGAGAAUAAGGCAUUGUUUACCAAAUGGUUUGCAUAGGCAACCUCUUUAUGCAAGCGUAGUAGAACUAAAUGCUAGGAAAUUAAAUGUAUUUUCAAGAAACCUUGGCCAAGCUGCAAGAAAAGAAGAGGAAGAGGAAGUGGAAAUCGAUCAAAGAAGUCUCCCAGCUGAUUUUGAUCCAGCAACAUUUGACCCCGCUGAGAAUCGUGGCCCUCCAUCUGAGAGAGUUUUCAAGCUCGUUGAUGAAGUGGCAUCUCUAACGCUAGCUGAAGCUGCAGAAUUGGGUCUCAUUCUGAUGAAGAAAAUGGGUAUAAAGGAGUUGCCUAAUGUUGGAUUUAUGAAACCGGGGACUGCAAGUUUGGCCGUAAUGGCAUCAAAAGCCUCAGCAGCACCCAAGGAGGAACAAAAACCAGAAAAAACCGUAUUUGAAUUGAAACUCUUGUCCUACGAAGCAGCUUCCAAAAUUAAAGUCAUCAAGGAGGUUCGCGGCUUUACUGAUCUAGGUUUGAAGGAGGCAAAGGAUAUAGUGGAAAAAACACCUUCCAUUAUAAGGAAAGGUGUUUCAAAGGAAGAAGGAGAACAAAUAAUAGAGAAACUGAAAGCACUUGGUGCAAAUGUAGUUAUGGAGUGAAGUAAUGUAUCUGUUUCUUGGAGAGAUGUUUCUUCCAAAAUUCAAAAAAUUUAGAAACUAUCUGAAAUUUAGUAAAUUUUUGUAUUGUUGGCUGAUGGAAAUUUUUGUAGUGUUGCCUUCUAAGAUUUGCUCAAUUUGUUGCUUCUAUUAAACAAUGUCCUGUAUUUCCCUCCAGAUGGAAUAAAAGAUAAAGGUACUGAUACUUCUGAUAUUAA
This is a messenger RNA of Cicer arietinum (chickpea), 1067 nucleotides long. RefSeq lists its product as uncharacterized. NCBI's taxonomy places the organism in Eukaryota, Viridiplantae, Streptophyta, Magnoliopsida, Fabales, Fabaceae. Gene Ontology annotation, biological process: translation. The record is from RefSeq and is a predicted model, not a curated record. Gene Ontology annotation, cellular component: ribosome; mitochondrion. Gene Ontology annotation, molecular function: structural constituent of ribosome; mRNA binding.